Messenger RNA from Prorocentrum cordatum, 1712 nucleotides. Lineage: Eukaryota; Dinophyceae; Prorocentrales; Prorocentraceae. The record is from the annotation of a GenBank genome assembly.
CGCAUUGCCGCCUCUUGCCGCCUCCGGUGCUACGUGUGCUCUUACUCCGUGUUCUUCGCACGUCUCACGCAAGGCUGUCAUGGUCGGUGUCGGCAUGAAUUGUGCUGUGAGAUCGUGGCCACUCUUCGUGAUGGAUCGGGUUUUGGCACUGGGCCACAGGCCGUUGGGGAAGCACAACUCACGCGCACUCCUCGAAGCGACGACUGCGCAGCAGUGGUGCCAAAAGAUGUCUGCCUGGACGCAGUCAAAAUCUUCUCCAGCUCGUUUCGGAUCACACCCAGAUCUUCCUGGCGAUGGUCAAUGACACUGACAGGAACGAUUUCUAUUAUCCUGGACUGGCGGGCCGUGCCUUGGAGUCUUGCGAUCUCCGCGGGAAGUUCGUGCUCGACAUCGGCUCGGGCUCGGGUAUCUUGUCGAUGAUGGCGGCCCGUCUGGGCGCGAGGCGCGUGGUGGCCGUAGACGAGAACGCGGACCUCGUGCGGCUCGCGAGGCACAACGUUUCGGCCAACGGCCUCGCGGACGUCGUCGAGGUGCGCCACGGGCUGUCCACGGAGCUCGAGCUCGACGAGAAGGCGGACGUGCUCGUGACCGAGACCAUGGGCACCUGGAUGACAUGCGAGGGCAUGGUGCAGUGGUGCGAGGACGCGCGGAAGCGGCUCCUCAAGGAGGGCGCGCAGGUGGUGCCCCAGCGCGGCGUCCAGUACGCCGUUCUCGUUGAAAGUGAGGAGUUGGCCGGGCUCACUUCGUGCUGGAAGCCCUACCGUGGGAUUGACCUCAGUGCUGUCAUGGAGCUCCAGGACACAUCGUCGUGCCUUUGGACCAAGCGCGUGGGGGUGAAGCCCUCGAGCUUGGUGUACCAAGAGCUUUGCGAGCCGUUCCCGCUGCUAGAGGUGGACUUCGGCUCCACGCCCUUCUCGGCCAUGCCCAGGACGGCCGAGAACCGCCCGCGUAUGCGCGCUGGUCGAGUCCACGCCGUGCUUGACUUCUGGAUCUGCGAGGAUGCGCAGGGGCGCCAGCUCUCCACGGACCCGCGCGCUCGUCGGUGCGAGUCAUGGGCCUACGCGCGGGACGUUGCCUGGGGCAAUGGCUUCCAGCUGGUGGCGGCGGAGCCGGACGCGGACGUCGACAGCGGCGCGGAAGACCCGCGCUGGCGGCGCAUCCCUGGGCGCGACGCGCUUCCAGGCCCCGGCCCACUCAUGAGCGCCAGCGACCUGCGGCUCGUGAAGUGCGCGUGCGCCUACUACGGGCACGGCGGAUUCGUCGUCUGCGGAGACCAGGCGCAGUUCCGCGCCGGGCGCCGGGAGGACCUCGAGGACGAGUCGAAUCAGGUCGACGCCCCUGGCUGCACCCUCUACGUUGCCCUGCGAGACGACGACGGUGCUUGGGAGGACCACCAGCGCGGUCCCCAGCUGCCCCUGCCCCUCGACGUGUGCGACGGCGAGGAGCUGCUGGUGACCUCGCUGUUCGACGAGGACAGUGGUGGAUCGGGGCGGGAGGAUCAGGGGCCACGCUCGAGGGGGAUCGAGCUUCAAGCUCGAGACGUUUAGACAGGUUCGUCGGUUCUCGGCGGCCUUCCAGCCUCGGGAUGCAUUCAGGCAGUUGCGCUUUGCGGCUUCUCCCCUGCAAGGGCGUUCCAGGGGAGCCAGGCUCGUCCUGAACGGCCGCCGGCGAGCCGAGUUAUGAUCCUCAAGCUCGGGGCAACAUUAGGGGGA